AUGAAACUGAGAAGACGCGUCGUGUGCCUCAGAGCAAGAGCAAGACCGCAAUCACUCCGGAGACGAAGAACAUGCAACAUAUUCAAUAAGCAACCAAUGCUCAUUGAGGCCAACUCCCCAAUUAACAUUUGUGGUGACAUUCAUGGACAAUUCAGUGAUCUUCUUCGCCUCUUUGACAAAAACGGCUUCCCACAUCGUGCGAAUUAUCUGUUUCUUGGUGAUUAUGUGGAUCGUGGAAAGCAUUGCCUUGAAACAAUCUUGCUUCUAUUCGCCUACAAAGUCAUCUUUCCAAACCAUUUCUUCAUGUUGCGAGGCAAUCACGAAUGUUCACUUAUCAACAAGAUAUAUGGAUUCUACGAUGAGUGUCAGCGCCGUUACAACAAACCAUCCGUAUACGUUUCGUUUGAAGGUGUCUUUUCGGAUAUGCCAUUGACAGCUCUUGUUGGUCAGAGAAUUUUGUGUAUGCAUGGCGGAGUUUCCAAAAUGCUUCAAAACGUCAGUCAACUUCGUGCUAUCAAACGUCCAUUUGACAAUCCUGAGCCAAAUACGCUUGCAAUUGACAUUCUUUGGAGCGAUCCAACAAACUUCCAAAAAGGAUGGAACCCAAACUCUCGUGGUGUUUCAUACGUUUUUGGAUCAGAUGCCCUUCGUAAACUUCUCGAUCGUCUUCAAAUUGAUCUCGUGGUUCGUGCUCAUCAAGUUGUGCAAGACGGCUACGAAUUCUUUGCUAAUCGUCGUCUGGUUACAAUCUUUUCGGCACCGUUCUACUGUGGACAGUUUGAUAAUGCAGCUGCAGUGAUGUAUGUCAAUAAGAAUCUUGUCUGUUCGUUUGUGGUUCUCCGUCCCAGAAAGAAAAUUGCGAGACGCCGUAUGAUGCCAGCGGCCAGCUAG
Molecule: messenger RNA, 891 nt
Organism: Caenorhabditis elegans
Lineage: Eukaryota; Metazoa; Nematoda; Chromadorea; Rhabditida; Rhabditidae
Gene: ZK354.9
Product: Serine/threonine-protein phosphatase
Exons: 4
Coding region: 1-891 (296 amino acids)
Biological process (GO): male meiosis chromosome segregation; regulation of pseudopodium assembly; egg-laying behavior
Cellular component (GO): pseudopodium; chromatin; chromosome
Molecular function (GO): protein serine/threonine phosphatase activity; hydrolase activity
Source: RefSeq, marked reviewed